ACGUGGUUUGAACAUUUUUUUAGUUCUGCCCGUCCUAUUCAAAUAUUAUCCAAUGGCAUAUUCAUCAUCCCUCUAUCUCAUUUUAGCGAUGAUAUUUACAUGUCACAUGUAUGUUAAUGGAUGUUAUGAGUCCAUUAUAAGCUUUGGUGACUCGCUAGCUGACACUGGAAACCUAAAACAACUUUCACCUAUAUCCAAUGGUCACGCACCCCAUUUCUUAUUUCCUCCGUAUGGUGAAACCUUUUUCCAUAAUCCCACUGGACGUUGCUCCAAUGGUCGUCUUAUCAUCGAUUUUAUUGCUGAGAGUCUUGGGUUGCCAUUGAUACCACCGUCUCAAGCCACUAACAAAUUUUCGGGGUUGGAACAAGGAGUUAAUUAUGCCGUGGCGGGUGCAACGGCUUUGGAUUCGUCGUUUCAUGAAGCAAGAGGAGUUGUUAAUACAAUGACAAAUGCAUCAUUGGGUGUUCAAUUGGAAUGGUUCAAAGAAUCGUUGCCUUCUAUUUGUUCUUUAGUUUCAGAUUGCAAGAACUUGAUUGGUCGCUCUUUGAUUCUCAUGGGUGAGAUCGGAGGAAAUGAUUAUAAUCAUGCACUCACCGCCGGAAAAUCCAUCGAAGAAGUGGAGACAUAUGCUCCUUUUGUGAUCAAGGCCCUCAUCUCAGCAAUCGAUGAACUUAUUGAGGUAGGUGCCAAGACUCUUGUCAUUCCAGGGAACUUACCAAUUGGGUGCUCUGCUGCUUAUUUAUCGAUCUUUUAUGGCUCUAACGAGGUGCAAUAUGAUAACUCCACUGGCUGCAUUACUCAGUUGAACAAACUCGCUGAGUACCACAACGAACUUCUUCAAACAGAACUAAAUCAAAUCCGUGAAAUUCAUCCUGAAGUCAAUAUCAUCUAUGCCGACUACUACAAUGCAGCCAUGCAAUUUUUUCACAAUCCGUACAAAUACGGAUUCACAAAUGGUGCACUAAAGGCUUGUUGUGGUGGUGGAGGGCCAUUUAACUACAAUCCAUCUAUAGCAUGUGCAGACCCAACAUCAACUUCAUGUGCUCAGCCGGAUACUUAUGUUAAUUGGGACGGAUUGCACCUGACGGAAGCAGCAUAUAAAGUUAUUUUCAAGAGCUUAUUUGAAGGGUCAUUCACUUCUCCAAAGUUUAAUUCCUUGUGUCCUACUUCUAUGUUAAAACCGGUAGAAGAGGUUUUAAGUUCUAUGUAAGCAAUGGUUAAAAUGGAUUGAUUCUUAAUUAUUCAAGCAUUUGGGUACAUGUAAUCAUUUAGGAAUACAAAUGUUUUGUAAUCAAAUUGUAAUCAGAUGAAA
Molecule: messenger RNA, 1312 nt
Organism: Erigeron canadensis
Lineage: Eukaryota; Viridiplantae; Streptophyta; Magnoliopsida; Asterales; Asteraceae
Product: GDSL esterase/lipase At1g28580-like
Exons: 5
Coding region: 53-1210 (385 amino acids)
Molecular function (GO): hydrolase activity, acting on ester bonds
Source: RefSeq, a predicted model, not a curated record